AUGUUGGGCAGUCAUUCAAAAUUAAGUAUUGCACAGAUUGUGUUCUAUAUACCGGUCACGGUAACUGCACUUUAUCUCGCAUGUUACCGGCACAAGCGACCUCGCAUGGCGUGGAUUAUCUUGACUUUCUUCUCCCUUAUUCGUAUCACUGCUGGAAUUUUGGUCAUUAUCUCGGAGAAGUCUUCCAGUACCGGCGUGAUGAUAGCUUCCGUCAUCUUUCUCAAUGCUGGCGUGUUUCCAUUGAUCGCAGCAACUUUAGGCUUUAUUCGAAUCAUAGUAGCUCUCGAAAAAAACAUGAGCCGACAAAUUCGGCAAUGUUUAGUUGUAUCCCGAGUGCUUUUUAUUGUCGGGAUCGGCCUUACCGUUGCAGGUGGGGCUUUGGAAGGGAGCGACACCGACAGUGAUGUACUCAUUGGGCUUAAACUUGUCAAAUCCGGGUACAUCAUUGUCGUAGUCUUUGUCGGAUGUUUACUGGCCAUGCAAGUGUAUUUUUGGACACAACGUUCGUGCCUUUCAGUUACAAGCAGAUCGAUUCUCAAUGCCACAGCUCUGGCUACGCCUUUUAUAGUUGUUCGCAUCGUAUACCUCUUUCUGUCCGUAUUCCAGCCAUCCGACUUGAGGUGGAGUGAUCUGAGAGGUCCAAUUGCCCCAUUCUUGACUAUGGGACUGCUGAUGGAAUAUUCUGUUGUUUUGAUGUAUCUUGUUACCGGUUUUAUCAUUCCCAAUUGGAGGAAUAUCGAGAAGCCAGAGAUCCUCUUGGAUGACACAACAAGAUGA
Penicillium crustosum is the source of this 777-nucleotide messenger RNA. RefSeq lists its product as uncharacterized. The transcript is spliced from 4 exons. The record is from RefSeq and is a predicted model, not a curated record. Lineage: Eukaryota; Fungi; Ascomycota; Eurotiomycetes; Eurotiales; Aspergillaceae. Bases 1 to 777 code for a protein of 258 amino acids.